This is a messenger RNA of Fusarium pseudograminearum CS3096, 351 nucleotides long. RefSeq lists its product as uncharacterized. The transcript has a single exon. Lineage: Eukaryota; Fungi; Ascomycota; Sordariomycetes; Hypocreales; Nectriaceae. Bases 1 to 351 code for a protein of 116 amino acids. The record is from RefSeq and is a predicted model, not a curated record.
AUGAAACCUUCUACUUUCUUCACUCUCGCCCUCCCAACCGCCCUGGCGUUUGACCAGAAGUGCGACUUUCGACCUGUCAAUGGCGGCAAUAUGCCGGGACAGAACGCAAAGCGUUGGACUAUUACUGGAAAAAACAUUGGAGACGAAGUCGCUGGGGAUGCAUUCUGCAAUGGCAUCAAGGAUAACCUGAAGUGCCUCAAUGUUGACUGGAACUGCAAGAGCGAUGGCAAUCGCGGUUUGAAGCUCUCGUUUGUUACGAGUGACUGGUGCGGUGGGGAGAAGAUAGAUGAAGCAUGGUGGUUUGCUACCAAGAACGGUUUUGGCCCUCUCUGCUGCAAAGGUGGUUGCUAA